Messenger RNA from Bipolaris victoriae FI3, 1182 nucleotides. RefSeq lists its product as hypothetical. The coding region runs from base 1 to 1182 and encodes 393 amino acids. NCBI's taxonomy places the organism in Eukaryota, Fungi, Ascomycota, Dothideomycetes, Pleosporales, Pleosporaceae. The record is from RefSeq and is a predicted model, not a curated record. The transcript has 2 exons.
AUGCUCUGGGGCUCCAGCUUUCUUCUUCGGGGCCGCUCUGCCCCUGAGAGCGCAUCAUCACCACCACCACCACUUGGCAGCCCCGACGAAGCUUCUGAUGACGAAGUUGCGCCUUCGGAGGUUCGGCACAUUGAUGCUUCAGAAUUGCAGCCCACUAUUGUUUUUGAUGACAGUGGUGACUCCAUCUUGGUCUUGGGCACCGAUUCGUCGGGCCACCAGCCCGUCCAGGUAUCCAGGACGGCCAUGAUUCUGGCUAGUCCGGUGUGGAAGAAGAUAUUCGAGCGGCACUGGAAUGAGAAUGGAACGGCCGCUAUCCCCUUACCCGACGACGAGCUAGAUGCAAUGCACAUUGCCCUCCGAAUAGCUCAUCUCCGCUUCCACGAAUUGCCCAAGAAGAAUGGACUCACCAUCGAUGCCCUUCUCCAACUUUCAGUCGUGUGCGACAGAUACGACCUUGUCAAGCUGGUUCGACCCUUCUUGGAUCUCUACGGCUGGGCUCAGUGCCACUACCCCGAUACCACUUCAGGGGAACGAUGCCACCCGGCCUGGUUCUUCGUGGCAUGGACCUUUGGCUACAAGGACAGCUUCCAAAACCUUGCCAAGUUUGUGGUAAAAAGGACUGGCUUAGAUCAACGUGGGAAUGCAAUGAUGGAUAGUGGCCAGGCAUUUCCGCUUCAUAUGCCGCCCGCACUACUUGAACGAAUAAUGGAAAUCCGAGAAGCCACUCUUACAGCCAUGCUUGAUGUUCUCUACGAUAUUUUGGACGACAUCACACACGUAUAUGUGUGUCAAGUCGACGAAUCAUGUGAGCAAAAGUGUCGCGCCAUGGUUUUGGGUUCAUUCAUCUCCUUCCUCCUAGAAAGCAAUCUCUACCCAGUACGACGCGCGGCUUCCGGGACUUCUUUGAGUAUUCAGCAAUUAUAUGAUCAUGCAAAUGCUGCUGAGAUUCUUACGUUUGAAUCGCACGACUAUGCGGAGAUGGCAGCCCAUGUAAAGCGAACCAAUUGCGACCCGGCAAAAGCUACGGCCGAUACAUUCAAACACCAAGGUGGUCUUAUCCUCCACAAAAAGUGCUUUGGAGCAUUUCAUCUUCGGUCGAAACUGCGAGCGAUUUAUUCGGACAUCGAUUCGGUGGUGCUCCCAUCUCAUAUACAACAUAUGGAUGAGCAGGCUGCAAAGUAA